Messenger RNA from Aspergillus pseudotamarii, 300 nucleotides. RefSeq lists its product as uncharacterized. The transcript has 2 exons. Bases 1 to 300 code for a protein of 99 amino acids. Lineage: Eukaryota; Fungi; Ascomycota; Eurotiomycetes; Eurotiales; Aspergillaceae. The record is from RefSeq and is a predicted model, not a curated record.
AUGGCCUCUACCCAGAAAGCUCGACGUCUCAUUCUAACCACCGCGGUGGUCUCAAUCACCAUCGCCGGAACACUCUACGGCGCCGGUAUCAAGACCGACCGAGAGGUCACCCAGACAGUCCAGAAAAAAGAGGAAGCUACAAUAGACGAACGAAUUACGUCUCUUCGGGACAUGCGGCAAAAUCUAGCGGCGAAGAAAGGGCUUGUUGAACAGCAGAUCCGCGAUCUUGAUGCUCGAAUUGAGGAAAGGAAACAGAAAGGCCUUGACGGAUCAAAGAGGGAGCCUCCUCAUAAUGGCUAA